AGAAUACAGGUAACAAGAGUGGAUAAUGCUACCUCUUCUGCAAAGUAUGUCUCAGUUGGAGUUCCACAAGGGAGUGUCCUUGAACCACUCCUAUUUAUCCUUUACGUGAACGACUUGCCGUCUUGUAUUAAGAAGUGUAAAGUGACUAUGUAUGCAGAUGACACGGUUCUUUAUUUCUCUUCCUCUACGUUGUCGGAACUUGAGGAAAAUUUGAAUGCUGACCUUGAAAUCCUUCGCAGAUAUUUAAAUGACAAUCUUUUAACUUUGAAUGCUGAGAAAAGCAAAUUUGUAAUCUUCGGCAGCACGCGUAAACUCAAUUCAUUCCGUGAGUUUUCAUUAGAGAUCAACGCACAUAACUUGGAACGUAGAGACACCUUCAAAUACCUUGGCAUUAAACUUAAUCAAAAUAUGUCUUGGUCGGACCAGAUUGAUGCCCUUAGCAAAAAAGUCAGCCAACGACUUGGAGUUCUGCGUCGUGUUAAGUAUUUGCUGCCUCUACAUGGUCGUUUGGCGAUAUAUAACAGUCUCAUUUUACCGUUAUUUGAUUAUGCAGAUAUUGUGUGGGGGGACAAGAACAAUGAAGUCCUAAUGCAUAAUCUCCAGGUUUUGCAAAAUAACGCAGCAAGAACUAUACUGGAUUAUCCCAAAUACUUUUCCGGUACCGAAGCCCUCGCACAGCUAAACUGGAUGCCUCUAUCAGAACGUCGACGCCAACACCGUUGUAUUGGUAUUUAUAAAUGUAUAAAUAAGUAUAUAAAAUAUCAAUUCAACCUAGUUCAAAACGUUGAAAUUCACUCCCACAACACACGCCGCCGGCAGGAUUUACAUCUUCCACGCUCGCGUACUAACUGGGGAAAACAACGCUAUAUAUAUCAAGCAGUCGUUGAUUGGAAUAACCUUAAUUUAGACCACAGACAAUCGAACAAUUUGACUUCUUUUAAGAACUCUAUAUAA
Paramuricea clavata is the source of this 954-nucleotide messenger RNA. The record is from the annotation of a GenBank genome assembly. NCBI's taxonomy places the organism in Eukaryota, Metazoa, Cnidaria, Anthozoa, Malacalcyonacea, Plexauridae.